AACGCAAUCUGGAGCAGAACCAGAAGAUAUGAUAAUGAUGAUAAUGAUGCGUUUGGAGCUGCUCUUACUAGUCUCUGCACUAACCGGCUGCAUUCAGGCACAGAGCAAGACGGUCUUCGAUCUCAGUCGCCUGUUUGGUGCACGGAACAAUGAGCCGCUGACAAAGCUGCUGGACCGCAAUUUGCCGGAAGUGCAGCAGUUGAUCGACAGGACGAAGGAGACCUGUCUCGAGAAGCUGGAUAUGCCGCCAUCUCAGCGAUCCCUGAUGCGCGUCACGAGUCCCAGCGAGCAGGAGAAACUACUCAUCGAGUGUGUCCUCAAGGGCAUUAAAAUUAUGGACAGCAGCAGCAACCGGUUGAAUUUGCACCGUGUGCAAGAGCUGACCAGCAUGGUGACUGAUGACAACAAGCUGGCCAUGGCAGUCAGCAGCAGCAUGGCCCAGAACUGCAAUCGUUCAAUUCUCACAAAGAGUUCCUCCGAGGCAGCCCAUCAGCUCAACCAGUGCAUCAGUCGCCAACUGGAGCGCAAUAUGAUACAGCUGAGCUGGUAA
Messenger RNA from Drosophila grimshawi, 550 nucleotides. RefSeq lists its product as uncharacterized. Gene Ontology annotation, biological process: sensory perception of smell. The record is from RefSeq and is a predicted model, not a curated record. NCBI's taxonomy places the organism in Eukaryota, Metazoa, Arthropoda, Insecta, Diptera, Drosophilidae. The transcript has 2 exons. The coding region runs from base 29 to 550 and encodes 173 amino acids. Gene Ontology annotation, molecular function: odorant binding.